Messenger RNA from Phoenix dactylifera (date palm), 1910 nucleotides. RefSeq names its product zinc finger CCCH domain-containing protein 9-like. NCBI's taxonomy places the organism in Eukaryota, Viridiplantae, Streptophyta, Magnoliopsida, Arecales, Arecaceae. Gene Ontology annotation, molecular function: metal ion binding; mRNA binding. The record is from RefSeq and is a predicted model, not a curated record.
GAGAGGAGGGGAGAAGACGGAGCGGGACGUCAAGAACUCUCUCUCUCUCUCUGGAAUUCCGUUAUGAAUUCCGUCGCGACGGUUUUGAGGCGUCGGUCUCCUUGGCGCCGAGCAUGCUCCCACUACUCUCCCGUCUCCCCCUAUAUAUACUCCCUCUCUUCCCAAUUCUUGAAACCCUCCCCUCUUUCUCUCGUCUCCCUUCUCUCUUCUCUUCUCAGCUAGCUCUCUCUCUCUCUCUCUUGGUUUAGAGACUCUGGCCGACAGGAUGCAGCAGGAGCUGGUGACUCCCACCAAUGGCGAACGACUGAGGUCUGCCAUCGGAUCCGCGCCGUUCCUAUCUCCAGAUCAGCGGCUAUCCUCUCCCCCGUACUUCGCCAACGGUGGAGAUUUCUUUUGGCCCUAUACGUCGGUUAUCUCACCGACGGAGGGGACUCCGACUCGCGUGACUCCUCUCUCCGGCUCCGCGUCCGUGUCGCUCACCCCCUCCUCCGUCUCCUUCGACGAGGAGGACCCCGCCGCGACCGAGAACCGCCUCUACCUCGCCCGCCUCACCCUUCAGUACCAAGAGAUCGCGGAGCGCUACGAACUGUGCCUCUCCCACCUCCAGGACGCGGCCCAGGAAGCGGAGGCCCUCCGGCAGGAGAACGCGAAACUCCGAAUCUCCAACGGCGAGCUCGCCAAGCGCCUGAGCCUCCUGUCCGAUAAGCAGAGCCACCGGAUUGCGUCCAUCGCCGCCGGCGAACACCCUGCUCUGUCGAUCGUGGACGAGUUCCGCCGCCUCCGCGUCGGGGACCUGCCGGCGGAGACGAGCCCGACGAGCGUGCUGGCUUUCCAGGAGAACCGGUUCGCGAGGCGGACCGCGGAGAAGCGGGUCCUGAUGCCCAAGAGCAUCUCCGUCAGGUCCAGCGGGUAUCUCAAGCUGAACCAGGCCGGGUCGGCCGCCAACCGCAACGGCCGGCUUCGCGUCUCCAGCCCGGUCAUGCUCGGUUCGCAGCGGGUUUACGUGGGCGGGGGGAGCAAGAAGAAGGGGGAAAGAGGUGGAGAGGAGGACGAAGAGGGUUGGGAAGCGCUGGAGCUGGAGGUGUACAACCAAGGGAUGUUCAAGACGGAGCUGUGCAACAAGUGGGAGGAGAGCGGGGAGUGCCCCUACGGCGAGAACUGCCAGUUUGCCCACGGCAUCGCCGAGCUCCGCCCCGUUAUCCGCCACCCCCGCUACAAGACCGAGGUCUGCCGCAUGAUCCUCGCCGGUGACACUUGCCCCUACGGCCACCGCUGCCACUUCCGCCACGCCCUCUCCCCCUCCGACCGCUUCUUCCUCCAUCCUUCCCAAUAAUUCGUAUCUACUAUGAUCAUCAAAAGUAAUAUUAAACAAAACCAGCAAAAUCCCGAAAAUUUCCGCCUUGAUCUCCCCAUCUCAAGGAGAAGGAAAAAAGAAUAACAACAAUUCAGACAGUGGUGAGGCCAUGUGAAUAUAUAUCGAGGAGACCAUUAAUGUGGAGGUAGGUACAUAAAGCAAGGGAUUCCCACAACGGAACGCAAUACUUGAGUUAAUUUGUUCUGUAUAUAUCCCUUCUGAUGAUGAUGAUAACUAUAUUAUGUAUGAGUAGCAAUAAUUAAUGAUGAACGAUGAUAAAUAUCUUAGGAGAAGUGUUUGCUAAGGGUAGGUAAGGGUGUAUAGCUCGGCCACCAGGAAGUUUAUUUUCUCACUUCUAUAUAUUCCAUUACUCUGGUUUCCGUUUCUAUCACAUGCUGAUUAUGGCUCCUGCUAGAUAGUGGAGAAGCAAGAUGGCAGGCUGUGUUUCUCACGUGUUCUUUGUUUUCAUUUAAUUUUUCUAAUUACUCCAACGUCUCCACCAACUUCUUGUAAUGAUGGAGAGACAUGGCUAAUCUUACAAAAAAAUAUAUUUCCC